Messenger RNA from Anguilla anguilla (European eel), 1591 nucleotides. RefSeq names its product CCN family member 2-like. Gene Ontology annotation, biological process: signal transduction; cell adhesion. Gene Ontology annotation, molecular function: heparin binding; integrin binding. The record is from RefSeq and is a predicted model, not a curated record. Gene Ontology annotation, cellular component: extracellular matrix; extracellular region. The transcript is spliced from 5 exons. NCBI's taxonomy places the organism in Eukaryota, Metazoa, Chordata, Actinopteri, Anguilliformes, Anguillidae. Bases 143 to 1177 code for a protein of 344 amino acids.
UCUGCAGAGAAGGCUAAUCAGUUACUCUGAAGAAAAUUAUAACACGGGUGGAUUGAUCAGAAAACAGAUCCCGACUUGCUUUGAAGAGACCAGAGAAGAUUGCUGAAGAUUUAUUUUUUAUAUAUAAAGUGCAAAAGAAAAAAUGUCCUUUGGGAUGAAUAAAUUGAGCUGUUUCCUCUGCUUUUCAUUCUUCUACUGGACUUCAGCUCUGCAGUGUAGUGGGCAGUGCAGCUGCCCCAGCACCCCGCCCCAGUGCUCCCCAGGUGUGAGCCUGGUGCCCGAUGUCUGCGGCUGCUGCAGGGUGUGUGCCAAGCAGGAGGGCGAGGUCUGCUCCGAGAGGGAUGUCUGUGACCCCCACAAGGGGCUUCAUUGUGACUUUACCUCCUCAGUCAAGCCGACAACUGGAGUCUGCAUAGGUAAAGAAGGUGCCAAGUGUGUGUUCAAGGGUGUGGUGUACAGGAGUGGAGAGUCCUUCCAGAGCAGCUGCAAAUACCAGUGUACUUGCUUGAAUGGGGCAGUAGGCUGUGUGCACCUCUGCGGCAUGAACAUCCGCCUGUCCAGCCCAGACUGCCCCUCACCACGCCGCGUCAAGGUGCCCGGGAAGUGCUGCGAGGAGUGGGUGUGUGACCCCAUCCGCAGCCACCACAGUUUCCUUGGCCCGGCCCUUGCAGCAUACAGAGAGGAGGAGACCUAUGGGCAGGAUGACAAGCUAUCGAGGGGCAACUGCCUGCUCCAAGCCACUGAGUGGAGUGCCUGCUCCAAGACCUGCGGCAUGGGCGUCUCCACACGUGUCACCAAUGACAACAGCGAGUGCCGGCUAGAGAAACAGUCCCGGCUCUGCAUGUCCAGGCCAUGUGGCUUACACAUGGAGCAGAGCCUUAAGAAUGGAAAAAAAUGCCUUCGUAGCUUCCAAGUCUCCAGGCCAAUGAUGUUUGAGUUCUCUGGAUGCAGAUCUGUUAAGUCCUACCGGCCCAACUUCUGCGGCGGUUGCACAGAUGGUCGCUGUUGUGCGCCCCACAAAACUGCCACUCUCCCUGUGGAGUUCAAGUGCCCCGGCGGCCAGGUCACUACCCAACAGGUGAUGUUCAUCAAGACCUGCUCCUGUCACCACAACUGUCCGGGGGAUAAUGAUGUCUUCACCACGGGGCACGGAGGGACGCUGAUAGACAGGGCUUAGAACUCACAGUCCUAUAAUGAUGUGCUCCACACCCAUCCAAUAGACAUCAAUCUUAUUUGUAGCACAAUAAUUGAAUGCAUUUUUUUUCCUGAAUGGAUGCAAAGUUAUAUAUGAGUAUAUAUUUGAGCAUAUUAAUGAAAUGAACAGGAGAAAAUAUUUUGCUAUUUUCUCAAGAUUAUUUUUAAAGUGGAGGGUACUGUUCAGCUGCUUCCAAAACACUUCACUAUAGUCUUACUCUUUUGAAAUUCCUCUGCUGUCACUGCUUCGCAAAUGCAUGUUCUCUACCAUCACCAGUCUAACCAAUCUCAUUCAGUUUCAAUAUUAUGGUGGGUCAAGAUGUACUGUAGAAAUACUGUUGAGGCCAAAAGUUUACAUACACCUAGGCUAAAGAUAUUCAAACUCAGUUUUUCACAA